UACUGUUCUGCAAUGAUCAGAAAUUCAAUUUGUUUGUAUUCUGAUAUAAUAAUUAUUAGUCAAUCUUGGAAAAUCGUAAAAUUAUGAAAGACCGAAAUUCUAAAUUUUUUGCUUUUAAUAAAUGGUGUUAUUAUGAAUAUCAUAUUUAUUAUAAAGCAUAACCUAAUAUAUAAAAUUUGUAAACAUUGAAAAUAUACAGGUGGUUAACUUCCAUAAGAAAAUAGCCUCAAUAAGAAAAUAUUUAGAGCAUUCCUUUAAAAAUGAAAAUAUCGAAAUCUACUGUAAUUCUUUUGGUCUUUGUAUUAAUGUUAUCGAUAUUUGUAGCAAAUGUUGCUGACUUGAUCAAUGUUGAUAAUCAUAUAUUAGAUGAUACCUUGCAUAACACAGACAUGAAAAAAAAAUGGUCACAACCAAAAUUUUAUGAUAUUGGAGCAUCAUUUGAUCAUUUAAUAUGGUUUUUACAAAUAUCAGAUAUACACAUAAGUAUAUUUCAAGAUCCAUUUAGAAUAACAGAAUUAAAAGAAUUUUGUAAUAUUACUGUGGGUACCAUAAAACCUUCUGUUGUGCUUGCUUCAGGUGAUCUCACGGAUGCAAAAGCCAAAGAUAAAAUGGGAUCAAAACAAAUAUUAGAAGAAUGGCAAUAUUAUAAACAUAUUUUAGAUGAUACUGAAGUUAGCAAAAAAACUUUAUGGUUAGAUGUAAGAGGAAAUCAUGAUAAUUUUAAUGUACUAACUCUUGAAUCAAAAAAUAAUUAUUAUUCAAAUUAUUCUAUUCAAGGAAAGAAGCAUCCUAGAUCAUAUAUGUAUACUAUAAAUAUUGAUUCUAAACUAUACACAUUUAUUGCAAUAGAUGCUUGCUUAAAACCUGGUCCACGAAGACCAUUCAAUUUUGUUGGCAUGUUAGAUGAGCAUGAAAUUAAAAGUAUACAUGGUUUAGUAAAUAAAUCCAAAAAUAGUAAUACGGAUUUUAUAAUAUGGUUUGGUCAUUAUCCUACAUCCUGUAUAUUAUCACAAACUAAUAUUAGAAAUAUUAUAGGUAGACAUAAAGAAAGUAUGGUAUAUCUUUGUGGGCAUUAUCAUACUCUUGGUGGCGCAGUGCCUAAUAUGUAUACACUACAACAAGCAGGAUUUCUUGAGUUAGAGUUAGCAGAUUGGAAAGAUAAUAGAAUGUAUCGUUUAGGAGUAAUAGAUCAUGGUCAAUUUUCAUUUAUUGAUAUAAAACAUAAGGAAUGGCCUGUAGUAUUAAUCACUAAUCCUAAACAUGCUUUAUAUAUGAUGCCUAGAAAAGAAAAUAUAAUGUCUGUUAUUAAAUCUACUCAUAUUAGGAUAUUGGCAUUUUCGAUAGCACUGAUAAAAAUUGUUGAAGUUCAGUUAGAUGAUAAACUUUGGUUUGAAUGUGAACACAUUAAAGGACCACUUUAUGUUUUGAAAUGGAACACAACAAACUACAGAGAGGGAAUACAUACUAUUCGAGUAAGAGUUACAGAUAUAGAUGGAAGAGAAACAACAAUAUUUCAACCAUUUGCUCUUGAUGGAUCACGUUUAUCAUUUCGCAUUUUACCUAGACUUAUACUUAUGUCUAAUGUCAGUAAUAUCUUUCAAUUUUUAUUUGGAACAGUAUUGGUUUUAUUAGUAAUUCCAUUAUGUAUACUUCGUUUUCUUCAUAUAUUAUGUGAAAGAAAGCAGAUACAUCGACCAAGAUUCAGAAUAAAAUUUUUUCAUUCAUGGCUUAGAAAAUUGUGGAUAUUAUCAACUGUUGACCGUCUAUUUUUUCCAUUAGUAUUGUAUGCAUUAUAUUUAACAGUUGGUCCAUGGGCAGUUGGUGAAGUAAUAGAAAAUCAAACAGGUAUAAUUUUUGCUUGGGGAACAUUUAUUGGAAAUUCUUUUUUGCCUGGUGCUUUUACUUAUGCUUAUGGAUUUUUCCAAUUAUUUUCUUUCCAUCUACCACUAAUGUUAAUCCUAGCUAAUAGAGUAGAUAAACGGCUACAAAAUACUACUAAGCCAAAUAAUAAACCAUUGUCUAAAAUUUAUUUUAUUUUACAAUAUUUACCAAUAAUAUUAUUAAUUAUUAUGCAAACAUGUAUGGCUUAUUUCUUCUGGCUAGCAUAUGGAACAUUAGCUACUAUAUUAUGUCCCUUACGCACAUGGAGUAUUUUUUUAGCAAUGAUGUUAUGGCAUCAAGUAAAUACUAUGCCACAUUCAUGUUUAAGGUCUGCUGCAAAAAUAUGGUCUCCCCUUGGGUAGUUUAUAGAAGGUACAAUAAUUUACUAUGAUAAUGUAA
Messenger RNA from Apis laboriosa (Himalayan honeybee), 2280 nucleotides. Its product is annotated as transmembrane protein 62-like. NCBI's taxonomy places the organism in Eukaryota, Metazoa, Arthropoda, Insecta, Hymenoptera, Apidae. The coding region runs from base 261 to 2243 and encodes 660 amino acids. The record is from RefSeq and is a predicted model, not a curated record. The transcript has 13 exons.